AUGGCCAAGCCCGGGGGCUGCCCGGCACAUGCCAUCAGACUGGUGGCCGUGGCAGAAGCGUGCCAGGGCUACCUGACCGCCAUCCCGCAGCCUACUCCUCUCUACCUGGAGAAGAUCCUCUACCACCUGCUGAGGAACACGGUCAGCCAAGGGAGCAGCGAUGCCUGCUGGAGGGUGGCUGACAUCCUCCGUGCCCGGCUGCUGACCUACCCCCCCGGCCAGACGACCUCCAAGGACUUCACCGCCAUCGCCUACAGCACUUUCAGUGUGCUCUGGAAAGGGGCAGAUGCCCUGGCCGAGCCCGACCGGCCGCAGGAGGAGGCUCUGCGAAAGGAGGCGAUGGAGCCGCCCACCCUCCAGCAAUCCCUCUGCUUUUUCGAGCUCACUCUGGAGCAGUGUCAGCACCUUUGCAAGAGCGGCCAGUAUAGAGAGGCUGAGGAGGCCGUAAAGGACGCGAGGGUCUUCCUGGGAGCCACCGGCAGCUCUGCAAAAUCUUUUGGUGACCCCCUGGCCCUUCUGGAAGUCGGGGUUCAGCUAAGCCAGGUGCUGGCCAAGAGCGCUUGCCCUGCAGGGCCACUCUUCUCCCAGGCGGCAGCGGCUCUCGGUGCAGCGGCGAGGGCCUCAGAGCAGUUCCUCAGGGUGCUGGCUGAGAGCUGCCAGUUCAUCGUCUCCUCCCUCGGCGAGUACAUGAAGAGGAGCAAGCAGCAACCCUUCGGCAGGGAGGACGUGCUCGGCCUCUGGGCCUUCACCAAGGGGCACUGCCGUGUCCUCCGUCAGCUGCUGGAGCGGGUUCCUCCCGACGGUGUCAAACCGAAGCUCAUGGUGAAACAGCUGCUCUACCGCAGCCUCCAGCUCUUUGCCAGCGUGGCCUACGAUGCCUUUCAGUGCUCUCAGGUGGCAGGCUGGCCAGGUCUGGAGCAGCUGACGGUGGGCUGCCGGAGGAGUGUGACGUGGAUGCUGGAGGCGCUGGAGGGGCUCCCCGAGAGCGAGCGAGCCAAGUACCUUGACAUCACCGUGUCAUGCGCGUUCAAGCUGGCUUACAUCUUCUACAACCAGAACCUUCACGAGGAAGCCAGCUCAGUCUGUGAGCUGUUGUGCAAGAGGCUGCAGACAGCAGAUCCCUACGCGUGUCCAGAGAUACCCCCGGAGAGGCUGCACAAAUGCUUCAGGCUGCAGGUGGAAAGCUAUCGCAAGCUGGGGCAGCUGGAGAGAGCCCUGGAGUGUGUGGUGCAGUGGCUGGCUGCGCUGCGGGGCCGGAUUGGGGAGCUGCUGGCAGAGCCCGUCUCCCUCUGGGUCAGAGUCAAAACGGAUGCUGCGAAACAGGGAGCCGAGGAAUUACGGUUACGGACCCUGAAGGAAGGCUUGGAGGGGCACAGCCUGGACACGGAGACCUUGGUGACUGUUCUCUUUGCGGAGUUGAAGGCCUACAAGACUGUCCGAACCGACACGGGGCAAGAACGCUACAACGUCCUCUGUGACCUGCUGGAGAUCUGCUCGGAGGAAAGCGGCCGCUUGCACGAGCGAGCUAUCACCUUGACGGAGCUGGCCCAAGUCUUGUGCUACCACAGCUACAGCUCCUCCCUGGACUCGGUCUGUGAAGCCUUGAGGCUGCUGGAAUUGGUGCCCAGGAGUGCCCAGAACCGGGACCAGCUUCUCGAUGACCGGGCACAGGCUCUGCUCUGGCUCUACAUCUGCACCUUGGA
Cariama cristata (Red-legged seriema) is the source of this 1703-nucleotide messenger RNA. RefSeq names its product separin-like. Gene Ontology annotation, molecular function: cysteine-type endopeptidase activity. The record is from RefSeq and is a predicted model, not a curated record. The annotation marks the transcript as partial. Lineage: Eukaryota; Metazoa; Chordata; Aves; Cariamiformes; Cariamidae. The transcript has 8 exons. Gene Ontology annotation, cellular component: mitotic spindle; cytoplasm; centrosome. Gene Ontology annotation, biological process: meiotic chromosome separation; proteolysis.